This is a messenger RNA of Anopheles maculipalpis, 954 nucleotides long. Its product is annotated as G kinase-anchoring protein 1-like. Gene Ontology annotation, cellular component: Golgi apparatus. Gene Ontology annotation, biological process: signal transduction. NCBI's taxonomy places the organism in Eukaryota, Metazoa, Arthropoda, Insecta, Diptera, Culicidae. The transcript is spliced from 2 exons. The record is from RefSeq and is a predicted model, not a curated record. Bases 31 to 954 code for a protein of 307 amino acids.
GAUUUUGGCUGAUAAAACGCUUGUGCUACCAUGUUUACGGUGGUCCCUUCGAGAUUCGCUGGACUGAAAAUCGAAGACGAUGACGAUGGGUUUAGGAAACCGAAGCAAAAAUCCAAAGCCACUGCAAACACCAAACCCAAACAAACUGCAGGGAAAAACUCAACUACACAACAAACAACACCUCAACAGCAAACGAAAAAACCUAAACCAAAACCACAAAAGGCUAAACCUUCGAACGAUACAAUACAGGAGGAGCAGUGGUCCAAAUGGCAGCAGAAGGACACGGAACUGGUAGAGAAAUCGUACAUGAGCGAUCUCGAGCAAGCGCUACUCCUUUCCAAGCUUGAUUUCGAAGCAAACAAAACAAAGUAUAAUCAGUUGGAACGAGAAUCGAAACAGUCAGCAGCCAAAGACAAAAAACCAAAAACACUAUCCUUACAAGAAUUCCAAGAGAAAGUCAGCAAGGAGUUGAAUGAAAAGCAGCUUCAGAAAAAGCGCCAACAGGAGGAGGCAGAGUAUAAUAGAAAUUACACGUUCUUCGAACAAAUCGAUCUCGAAACUAAACAAAUACUCAACAAGGAGCAGAUGAAAACGCUGUUACAACAAAACAAUUCCAAAUCGGCACACGGCAAAGAAUCUCCAAAGAAGGAUAGCUCCCCGGCGGCGGAACCAUGUCUCAGCGAAUUAGAUCUGCUUAAAGUUGAAAAUUUGAACUUAAAGGAAGAAAUUGCGCUUCUCCGUGAUCGAUACAGAAAGGUAAUUGCAAUGCUGAAGAAUGGAGAAAUGAAAGAGAAGACGGAGCUGAUGAUUGAAAUCGAAAAGCUACGAAAGGUACAGGAAGAUAUGACGGUAGAGAUGACCGCGCUGUACGGGCAGUUGGAACAAGCCAAGUCUCGCACGAAUCAAGAGUCCAAGGGAAAGGAAAAACCGACCAAUCGCGGAAUACAACAUUAG